UUUUUUUUUAAUUAUUUACUUAUACAUCUUAAUCAAUCAUGUCAGAAGCAACUACUGCUGCUACUACCACCAAUACUACUACAUCAUCAAUCAUUCCUAAUACUGGCAAGGCAACAAACGUGAAAUUAGUUCUAUUAGGUGAAUCUGCUGUUGGUAAAUCAAGUCUUGUUUUACGAUUUGUGAAUCGAGAAUAUUCUGAAAAUAGGGAACCUACUAUUGGAGCGGCAUUUUUAACUCAAAAAUGCCAUUUGAACGAUCGUACUAUCAAAUUCGAAAUUUGGGAUACUGCUGGUCAAGAACGUUUCCAUUCACUUGCUCCAAUGUAUUAUCGAUGUGCUCAAGCUGCGGUAGUUGUGUAUGAUAUUACUAAAUCUGCUACCUUAGACAAGGCCAAAUCAUGGGUGAAAGAAUUACAACGUCAAGCAAAUCAAGAUAUUGUCAUUGCUCUUGUUGGAAAUAAAUUGGAUCUUGUAGAAGAAGAUGAAACUGAACGACAAGUGCAAACUGAAGAUGCUAAAGCUUAUGCUGAUGAAGCUGAUUUACUUUUCUUUGAAACUAGUGCGAAAUCAGCUCAAAAUGUGGAUGCUGUAUUUGCUGCUAUUGCUGAAAAGAUUCCUUUGGAAUAUAUCAUGUCGAAUCGUAAUGCAGCAGGUCGUCAAUCUGGUGCUAACCGUGUGGAACUUUCUCAACCUGGACCUCAAACUAGUGGAUCUUGUGCUUGUUAAGAUAAUAUUUGGAUACUCUUUUCUAUACUAUUCUCUUUUUAUUUUUAUAUUUUGUUUUUCAUACCCCCUUCCAAUCUUUUUUUUUUAUCUAUCAUCUCUCUCUCUAUCUAUUCUAGUUUUAAACCCUAUUCACCUUCCCCCCUCCCCUUUGUUCUAUAGCUAGAUUUCCUGCUUUGUCGUAAAAAAAAAAAAAAAAAAAAAAAAAGCGAAAAAAAAACUCUCAUCCAAUAAAUUUUCGACUCC
Halteromyces radiatus is the source of this 968-nucleotide messenger RNA. Its product is annotated as ras family-domain-containing protein. The transcript is spliced from 5 exons. Bases 39 to 725 code for a protein of 228 amino acids. Gene Ontology annotation, molecular function: GTPase activity; GTP binding. The record is from RefSeq and is a predicted model, not a curated record. Lineage: Eukaryota; Fungi; Mucoromycota; Mucoromycetes; Mucorales; Cunninghamellaceae.